AUGACAGCCUCCAAAACCACCAUCGACCUCAUUUCCGAGCUCACACUGGACGAAAAAGUCAGUCUUCUAGCAGCCGUUGACUGGUGGCGCACACCAGCCAUCAAACGAGACAAUGUCUUCAUUCCCCAUAUCAAAAUGUCCGACGGGCCCAACGGCGCUCGUGGAGAGAGCUACGUGAGCGGUAUCACAGCAGCUUGUUUUCCCUGCUCAACCGCCGUUGGCGCAACCUUCGACCAAGGUCUCGCAUACCGACUUGGCAAAGAGAUCGCGAAAGAGACCAAGACGAAAUCUGCCAAUGUUCUUCUCGCGCCGACUAUGAACAUCAUCAGAUCUCCGCUCGGCGGGAGAAACUACGAGACCUACUCUGAGGAUCCGUACCUCAUUGGGACUUUGGCCUCGGCGUUUGUUCGAGGCUGCCAGAGCGAAGGCAUAGCAGCUACGCCGAAGCAUUUCGUCGCCAAUGAAUCUGAAAAGUCGAGGACGAAGAUGACGUCUAAUAUCGAUCGUCAGACCUUGCGGGAGAUUUAUAUGCUUCCCUUCCAGCUGGUGAUGCGCGAUUCAGAUCCCUGGUGUUUUAUGACCUCAUACAACCGCCUUAACAGAGAGUAUUGCGCGGAGAGCCACUGGCUACUAGAAGAAGUGCUGCGUAAAGAAUGGGGAUUCUCCGGUCUUGUGGUUUCAGAUUGGAUGGGAACAUACUCAACUGCUCAGGCACUCAACUCUGGUCUGGAUCUUGAAAUGCCAGGCCCGACGAGAUGGCGAGGACAGAAGCUUCUGAAGGAGAUUGAAGCUGGUGCUGUGACCAUGGAGACUCUUGACAAGAGUGUCAGUAGGGUCAUUGAACUUGCGCAAAAGACUGGUCGCUUUGAAGAUCCGGUUGAGAAGCCCGAGCGUUCGGUACAAGACCCAGAGUGUCUUGAAUUCAUCACCUCCAUCGCAGCAGAUGGAAUGGUUCUCCUCAAGAACGACGACAACUUCUUACCACUCCCCCCAAAAGCUUCAGUGGCUGUUAUAGGUCAUCAUGCUCUUCAUCCCAGCAUCGGGGGCGGAGGCAGUGCCAAGGUCUUGGCUCAGCACAUCAUCUCACCUCUCGAGGGUCUCAAGGCCCAAGGCGUCGACUGCCGUCAUGCACCAGGCGUUCCGGUCUUUGGUGCCCUACCACACGCAGAACCAGAGACGAUUUCGCCUGUUCAGCUGCGCUGGUUUAAUAGCUCGGUAGUCGGUGAGAACGUCGCUCAUGAGCAGACGAUCGCGUUGCCUGAGUACAUGAUCAAGGAGGCUUGGCCUGCGUACCUCGACCAGGAGUACUGCACUAGUAUGUCUUUUGCGCUGCGCCCAGCGACAAGCGGGAGUAAUGUGUUUUCUGUCAUCACAACGGGAAAGGCAGAUGUGUUUGUCAAUGGCGAGAAGGUCUUCCAUCGUCCACAGGAGCCAGUCCUUCUUCCCGAGUCCUUCUACUUUUACAAAGCCAAGAUUGAGCGACGCUUCACCCUCGACAUGAUAGCUGGCCAGGAGUACAAGAUCGAGUUGCACUCUUGGGCGGCUGACCCGGAGGUGCUCUCCAAGAUUGGAGGAACCAUGUUUCAGGGCGCCAGUCUUCGCUUUAUGGAGCACGUCGACAUCCCUGGUGCUAUUCAAGACGCCGCAGAGAUCGCGGCAUCUUCUGACGUGGCGGUUGUCUUUGUUGGCACAACGAAUGAGCUUGAGUCUGAGGGUUACGAUCGCGAUACGAUGGACUUGACGUCUCAUCAAUACACCCUGAUCAACGCUGUGGCAGCUCGCAAUCCUCGCACCGCCGUCGUCAAUCUCUCUGGCUCUCCCGUCACAGUAUCUCCCUUCAUCGACCAGGUUCCCUACUUUCUCCAAGCUUGGUUUGGAGGUCAAGAGUGCGGCCAUGCCAUCGCUCGCGUUCUGCUCGGACAGGUGAACCCCUCGGGCCGACUGCCAAUGUCAUGGCCUAAGAGGAAUGAGGAUAACCCAGCGUAUUCGAAUUUCCCAUGCGAUGAUAACUUGGAGCUUAAUUACGAAGAGCGUCUGAAGGUUGGAUACCGCUUCUACGAUGAUGAGGAUGCUCCAGAGCCGCAGUUUCACUUUGGAGACGGGCUUUCUUACACGACGUUUGAGUUGGCUGGCCAGGUUAGUGCGAACUCCAAAUUCGGUAACCCGGAGACAACAGAGACUUUACUUGUGUUGGAAGUCAAAAACACGGGGAUAAGGGAUGGUAAGCAAGUGGUACAAUUGUAUGUGAGUCCCCCGCCAUGCGACGGGAAUCCACGACCAGUCAAGGAUCUCAGAUCUUGCUGCAAGGUUUUUGUCUCCGCUGGGCAAACAGAGAAGGUUAAAUUUAAACUGGGCAAGUACGCUUUUAGCUACUUUGAAGCCACAGUGGAUAAGUGGAAGAUACCUCAAGGCGAGUAUCUUUUGCAUGUCUGCUUCAGCUCCGCAAAGACACUCCAGACGGUCAGCGUUACGAAUCCUGAAACGCAAUACUGGACAGGGCUGUGA
Molecule: messenger RNA, 2505 nt
Organism: Fusarium mangiferae
Lineage: Eukaryota; Fungi; Ascomycota; Sordariomycetes; Hypocreales; Nectriaceae
Exons: 1
Coding region: 1-2505 (834 amino acids)
Biological process (GO): glucan catabolic process
Molecular function (GO): beta-glucosidase activity
Source: RefSeq, a predicted model, not a curated record